Molecule: messenger RNA, 2822 nt
Organism: Sander lucioperca (pikeperch)
Lineage: Eukaryota; Metazoa; Chordata; Actinopteri; Perciformes; Percidae
Gene: tspan4a
Product: tetraspanin 4a
Exons: 7
Coding region: 1396-2370 (324 amino acids)
Cellular component (GO): membrane
Source: RefSeq, a predicted model, not a curated record
ACAGAAGGGAGGAAAGAAAAGGAGAGGGGGGGGACAGAGAGAGAAAGAGAACAGGAGCUUGUGAAGAGAAAGAGGGAGGGAGCUUCAGGCAGCGAGACUGGACUACCGCUCAAACACUGCAGUCUUUCUUUUGCUUCACUAAGGGAAGUGUCUCUCUUCUCCGUGCCUGUUUCUCCUUCUUGCUUGUUCUUCUCUCGCUGCUUGGCCAUGACCCCGGUGGACACCUUGAUCUCCUUGCCCACCUAGAGAAGAGGAGAGAAAUGCUGUAGCGGAGGAAGGAGAGAAGAGAAGAGAAGAGAAGAGAAGAGAAGAGAAGAGGGGACACCGCACACUUUGCCUCACUGAUGAGAUUCUGGAAAAUUAAUUAACCGCCGUCAGCACAGAGAGGGGAGCGCACAGAGGGGCUCAGUGUGAGGUGCAGGAAGAUAAUAAUAGGGAGUUGAAGAGGGUGAAUUGCCAAAUGUUUGAAGAACUGGCUGUGGAGGAGUGGCAGAGUAACCCCUAGACACUUUUCAGAGACAAAAAGGACAAGUUAGGGCAAAUAAUGGACCAAUCACAUGCGUUAUUUCUCCUUUCAUGCUUAUUUUUAACCUUCUUCUCACUUUCAUAACACCAUCCUUCCCUCUCAUCUCACAUUUUUUUUCCCCGCAUGUCAGCAAAAGCACAUCGACGGCCACAACCACAUGCUGAACACUCAGCCACGACUUAGAACCUAGCGUAGCAUUUCAUUCAGUGGACCUUACUGAGUAAAAGAAGUUUCAGAAUCAGGCAAUCGGGGCAUUACCUCCCACCUGAAAGCAGCUGCUUAGGAAUGUCUCAUGAGACCAGGUAGGACGUUUCUGGAGCUUUUCGCCAGCCCAAAGCAGCUGGAGAGGUCGAGUCGAUGCCCUCCAGUCGUUUGCCUGAUUGAACCGUUAGGAGAUGAAACCUGCAAACCAGCUUAUCUCUCAGAGCAUGACACCUGUGUUUGAGCGAUUACAGAGAGGGAAACAGGGACGUGCAGAUGUGUUUGUGUGUGUUGGGAUUAUGUCCUAAAUACACAGAAUUACACAGGUGUUGCGCCAGGAUUAUGCAAAGUCUCCUGCUGAAUAUAGUAACUAUAGGAUUAAAGGGAGGAACUCAAGUCAAGUGAAUGGCAGCACUUUAUCUUUUACAAAUUAAGCCAGAUCAAGUGUAAUCGCACCCGCGGUAAAAAUUAAAUCAGCCAUUCCAGGGUUUGAUAGGGGUUAGGGUUAACUAUUUUUAGGUAAACUGGGGAUAGGUCGAAAACACUAACAAAAUCCAUCACUCAGCGCCAAGUGGAAUAACUUCUGCUCCCUUGUUGUGGACUUUGCUCAGAGCUGAAGUACACAGAGUAACUAUUACAGACUCUGAAAGGCUUAUUCAGCUUCCAUAAUGAGACGCUCGAGCACAGACGAGACUCCAUACCGGCGCAGUCCGUCUCUGGACAGCAAACCCGACACGCCGCCGUUCACUUCUGGGUUUCACCGCUUCAGUGGGGAGUUUGAGUAUAAGCGGCCGCCGUUUGCGUUCGGCUUCCACACGACAAAAGAGCCGCAGGCGUCCAAGGGGCGCUACGCCCAGGGGAAGAAGUAUGUGGUGUUUUACCUGGACCUCUCCUUCAUAUUCCUCCUAGAACUGCGGCGCUGCAGGAUGGCCGAGGGUUGCAUGAUGGCCCUGCGAUAUGGAAUGGUCUUCUUCAACCUCCUUUUCUGGUUGGGAGGAUGUGGCAUACUGGGGGUGGGAGUCUGGCUCUCAGUGACCCAGGGAAACUUUGCCACCCUAUCAUCAUCCCUUCCCUCCUUGUCGGCAGCCAACCUGCUCAUCGCAGUGGGGACCAUCAUCAUGGUGAUCGGCUGUUUGGGCUGUGUGGGAGCUGUCAAAGAGAGCCGUCCUCUGCUGCUGACGUUCUUCAUCCUCCUCCUGCUCAUCUUCUUCCUGGAGAUUCUGUCUAUCAUGCUUUUCUUCAUCUACCAAGACAAGAUUGAUCACUACGCCCAGAGGGAUCUGAAGAAGGGCCUCCAGCUCUUUGGCACAGAGGGAAACGUGGGUCUGACCAACGCCUGGAUGAUAGUACAAACUGAUUUUCGCUGCUGUGGAGUAACCAACCACACAGACUGGUUCGAGGUUUACAAUGCCACCCGUGUGCCAGACUCCUGCUGCCUGGAGUACAGCGACAACUGUGGCCUGGACAACCCAGGAACAUGGUGGACAGCGCCGUGCUACGAGCGUGUAAAGGACUGGCUUAAUGAGAACCUGGUGGCCCUUUGGAUCUUUGCUCUAUGUACAGCACUUACUCAGAUCCUGGGCCUGGUUUUCUCCAUGACGAUGUUCUGUCAGGCAGUGAAAGUAGAGACCUUUUACGCCUAGCCAUCGUUCUCUCUGCCCUUCAGCACACUUGGAUUGUUUCUCAUCAGAGAGGGACGGAUAUAGACCCACCCUCCUCCUCCUCCUCCUCCUCCUCCCCCGACAGACUCUUCUUUCCUUGUCCUCUCUGUGACAUUCCCUCUCAGAUGUCACCAGUUCACAGUUUUUCUGCUAACUAUCAACAAGCACAGUGUCAGUGUAUUACCUGAGUUGGUUCCUAUGAUUUGCUCUGUGUCAAAAAGCUAAUUUCUGUGAUACAUUUUAUGAAGCAGUAUUAUGAACAUGUAUAAAAAAAAAAAUAUAAUGUAACCCCUUUUUUUAAUGUGUUUUAUUCUAAAUUAUUUUAUGGUUUGUAUGUGUUUUAAAAAUGAGAGCUACAGUUGGGGACUAUGUUAAGUGCUGCAAGUGCAUGUCUCCUGCAAUGAUGUGUAAUAAAUGUUUUUGGCUCGACUAAA